Molecule: messenger RNA, 1767 nt
Organism: Lasiosphaeria miniovina
Lineage: Eukaryota; Fungi; Ascomycota; Sordariomycetes; Sordariales; Lasiosphaeriaceae
Product: 26S protease regulatory subunit 6B
Exons: 3
Coding region: 380-1636 (418 amino acids)
Biological process (GO): proteasome-mediated ubiquitin-dependent protein catabolic process
Cellular component (GO): proteasome regulatory particle, base subcomplex
Molecular function (GO): ATP hydrolysis activity; proteasome-activating activity; ATP binding
Source: RefSeq, a predicted model, not a curated record
GCCUGCAUAUAGGGCGGCGUUGGUUUUGGGCCAUACAUUACCACCAUACCGCUCCGGUGCUCUCUGAGUCAGGCAGCCGCAGCAGCCAAUCAAAGUAGGCUUCCAACGAAGCCACCCACCUCAGGCUUCCAAGCAGAUGACGAGCCAGUUCAGAACUUAGCGCCAAAAUUCGGCACCUGAACUCAACGCGCCGUCAAACCGAACAUCACCAAAUCCAUACUUCGUACUCCGUACAGCUUCCACAUCAACUACCAAACUUGGCAAGUUAUCGCGAUACCGCCCAAUUUAGCAAAACGCCUCCGUAUCACCUCCGCUACAUAAUCCCUUUCCCUCUCUUUCCUUCCACACGUCAGCUGCCGCAACAUAAAAGGCCUUCAGAAUGGGCGACGUUCUUGCGGCCAACCAGGUCCAACUGCACAAGAAGUCGGGCCCAUCCACCAUCCCCAGCAUCGAGCAUUUUGAGGGUGUACCAAUAGAGGGCGGUGAUGACUAUGUGACUCUCAAACGGCUGCAGCGGCAGCUGGAGUACAUUCAACUACAAGAGGAGUACAUCAAGGACGAGCAGAGGAGCUUGAAGCGGGAGCUUGUAAGGGCUCAGGAAGAGAUGAAGCGCAUCCAGAGCGUCCCUUUGGUUAUCGGACAAUUUAUGGAAGCCAUUGACCAAAAUACGGGUAUUGUCCAAUCUAGCACCGGCUCCAACUAUGUUGUACGUAUCCUAUCGACCCUUGACCGCGAGCUCCUCAAGCCAUCGUCAUCCGUCGCGCUGCAUCGUCACUCCAAUGCCCUCGUCGAUAUCCUCCCGCCUGAGGCCGACUCAUCGAUUGCUAUGCUUGGGGUGGAUGAGAAGCCCGACGUUACGUAUGCCGACGUUGGAGGGCUGGAUAUGCAAAAGCAAGAGAUCCGUGAAGCCGUCGAGCUCCCGUUGACGCACUUCGACCUAUAUAAACAAAUUGGUAUCGACCCGCCGCGUGGUGUGCUGCUCUACGGGCCGCCGGGCACAGGCAAAACAAUGCUGGUGAAGGCUGUGGCCAACUCGACCACGGCCAAUUUCAUCCGUGUCGUGGGCUCCGAGUUUGUGCAAAAGUACCUUGGUGAAGGACCACGGAUGGUACGCGAUGUGUUCCGAAUGGCCCGCGAGAACGCGCCCGCCAUCAUCUUCAUUGAUGAGAUCGAUGCCAUUGCAACUAAGCGCUUCGACGCCCAGACGGGUGCCGAUCGCGAGGUUCAGCGUAUUUUGCUGGAGUUGCUCAACCAGAUGGAUGGCUUUGACCAGACGGCCAACGUCAAGGUCAUUAUGGCCACGAACCGCGCCGACACGCUCGACCCGGCCCUUCUGCGGCCCGGCCGCCUGGACCGAAAGAUUGAGUUCCCAAACCUGCGCGACCGCCGCGAGCGCCGCCUGAUCUUUACCACCAUUGCAAGCAAGAUGAGCCUUGCGCCAGAGGUUGACCUGGAUAGCUUGAUCGUCCGUAAUGACGCACUCAGCGGAGCUGUGAUUGCUGCCAUCAUGCAGGAGGCCGGACUGCGUGCUGUGCGGAAAAACAGGUACAAUAUCAUCCAAGCGGAUCUUGAGGAUGCGUACAGCAGCCAAGUCAAGGGAACAAGCGACGAGAACAAGUUUGACUUUUACAAGUGAACAAGGGGCAGUUUCGGGCGGGUCGCUCAGUACUUGAUUCCAUCCUUCUUUUUGAUUUUACCGACAAACUUGGUAUUCAUCGUUGUCUCAACCCUCAGAGAUCACGGGAAAAUGGCAGAGGGAAUACGUGU